Blumeria graminis f. sp. triticale is the source of this 96-nucleotide messenger RNA. The record is from the annotation of a GenBank genome assembly. Lineage: Eukaryota; Fungi; Ascomycota; Leotiomycetes; Helotiales; Erysiphaceae.
AUGAUUGCGUUUAGCGUAGCACCUGUCCUUUUACAGCCAGUCCCCAAGACUAGUUACUCUUUUGAUGUAUUACUGCCACUAUCAGGAUGCUACUAA